Messenger RNA from Pecten maximus, 2211 nucleotides. RefSeq names its product multiple epidermal growth factor-like domains protein 11. The record is from RefSeq and is a predicted model, not a curated record. Lineage: Eukaryota; Metazoa; Mollusca; Bivalvia; Pectinida; Pectinidae. The coding region runs from base 51 to 1553 and encodes 500 amino acids. Gene Ontology annotation, cellular component: membrane. The transcript has 12 exons. Gene Ontology annotation, molecular function: scavenger receptor activity.
CUUUUCUGUUUUCGUUAUAUCAUUUCAGAUCACAACAUAGUCAUUGAAGGAUGAAGCUGUCCAUGAUCCUAGUUCUCUUCCUGCACAUAUCUACCACGGUAUCUUUAAAUGUUCGUCUAGUGGAUGGUCCGACACAGAAUCAAGGUCGUGUAGAGAUUUACAACAAUGGACAAUGGGGAACAGUCUGUGAUGACGGGUUCGAGACUGAUGAAGCCAAAGCAGUUUGUAAUGAAUUAGGCUACAGGUAUGGAACUGCCUUUGAGAGAUCAUAUUUCGGAAAUGGAUCUGGAGAAAUAUUUGUAGAUAAUCUGGACUGCUCUGAUCGCUCAACUGGCCCCAACACGUUACGACUGGGAGGGAUAUUAUGCCAUUUUAAUGGAUGGGGUGAUCAUAACUGCAAUCACAGAGAGGAUGCUAGUGUUGUAUGUGAAGUGUGUGCACAAGGAACUUUCGGACAAUCCUGCUCCUCCAGGUGCCAUUGUAGAUCGUCUGAGUGUGACCCGGUAUCGGGUAACUGCACACAUCAACCAAGCGGAUGUUUGGCUGGAUGGAGGGGAGCUCGGUGUGAUCAAGCAUGUGAAGAAGGCACUUUUGGCCCUUCAUGCAGCAAAAAUUGCCACUGUGAGAUACCGGGGUGUGACGGUGCAACUGGCUUAUGUACAGGUGGGAUCUGUUUACCUGGAUGGCGAGGGACGUCAUGUGCAAAUGGGUGUGGUCAAGAGACAUUUGGUCAGUCCUGUUCUUCGCGGUGCCACUGUAAAAUAUCUGGUUGUAACCCGAUCACCGGUGUCUGUACAAAUCAGUCGGCAGGAUGUUCUGAUGGGUGGACAGGGGAUAGAUGUGACCAAGCAUGUGGCUAUCAAACCUUUGGCGACUCUUGUUCCAAUAUAUGCCACUGCAGAUCUUCGGGCUGCAAUUCAGUAAGUGGAUUAUGCACAAGUCCAGGGGAUUGUCUGGAAGGAUGGACAGGAGAUCGCUGUGACCAAGCGUGCGGAAACGGGACAUUCGGUAAUUCCUGUUCGUUCAAGUGUCACUGCAGGUUUCCAGGUUGUGACCCCGUAACUGGGAUUUGUACAAACCAGGGAGAAGGGUGUGAAGUUGGAUGGACUGGAAACUCGUGCAGUCAAGUGUGUGGACUGGGGUUAUUCGGUACAAACUGUUUAGAGAUGUGUCACUGCCAAGUACCCGGAUGUGAUCCUGUAACGGGUGUUUGUAACACAGGUGAAUGUCAAUCUGGAUGGAAGGGACAAUCCUGUAAUAUAACCUUCAAAAUGGAAAGUCAAGUGAAUUCGCCGGAACCUCGUCGCAACAGCUUCGUUAUCGCUGUCGCUUUUCUGAGUGUUCUACUGGCUGCUUCUAUUGCGAUAAACAUUGGCCUAUACAUCACUCGCAGGAGGUCUGCAAGUGAAGAUGACAAAGACCCCUGCAUUUCGAAUAUCCCACAUAGUCCAUUGGAGUCUGUGAUGAUGCCACAAUCAGACAAUGAAGCUAACGGAGUAUCUUCAAUCGUCAGAUACGGAAGAGGAUAUGGCAAUCAAGAGAUCAGUGCAUGAAGAACCGGUACGGCACGUAUACAAGUGAACAACGUUUUCAAGACCGCAUUCAUAGAUUUUCGAAAGAAGACAGACAUACGCAGGAGAAAGUUAUGCAUACAAACAAUUUAUUUUCCUGGCGGAAAUUAUUCAUGAUUCCAAACAAUCGUUUUAGAGACAGGAUACAUGCAUUUCUUCUGAAUAUAUUUCAAUCUAUGAUGGAAUGUGUCAUAUCCCUGUUUGCUAUUCGUAUUCAUUUUCUCAUAACGAAUACAUGUAUAUCAAACUGCGAUACACUAUCGGCUCAUUUUACGAAUAAGCCAGAAAUGUUAAUAUUAUUCAAGGUAUUACUGUAAAGGUAUAUCUAUGCACACUCAUAUAUACGCAUUGGACAUACUUUUCAAUUUUAUUCAUAUGUACAGUUACACUUUUAUGUUACAGUUACAAAAGAAAUAUAAUAAUUCUUUAACGAAAUUAUGAGUAACUUUCGCAAAAGGAAAACGAUGUAUUUCAGACAGUGCCAUUGCUUGCAUUAAAUUAUAUGCUGGCAUUUGGCUAGAGACGAUUUAUCUGUGCAAGGUAAUUGUAGAAAUAUUAUCAUACUACAUCUAGUAAGCACUUAGUUAGUAUAUUACCUCAUAUAAGAAUGAAAAAAUAUAUCACGUGGUUUGACGUCACA